Phacochoerus africanus (Common warthog) is the source of this 1738-nucleotide messenger RNA. It is a transcript of the gene MFAP4, whose product is annotated as microfibril associated protein 4. Bases 83 to 850 code for a protein of 255 amino acids. The record is from RefSeq and is a predicted model, not a curated record. Gene Ontology annotation, biological process: elastic fiber assembly. The transcript is spliced from 6 exons. Lineage: Eukaryota; Metazoa; Chordata; Mammalia; Artiodactyla; Suidae.
CAGCGCAUAACUCCGGGCAGCCGCUGUCUGGGGCGCAGUCUGGGGCAGCAGCCGCCCAGCCGCUCGGAGCUGAACCGGCAGCAUGAAGGCCCUCCUGGCCCUGCCGCUGCUGCUGCUCAUAUCCGCUGACCGCUGCGCCCCCCAGGCCUUGGGGAUCCGGGGAGACGCCCUGGACAAGUUCUGCCCGCAGCAGCCCCUGGACUGCGACGACAUCUACGCCCAGGGCUACCAGAUAGACGGCGUGUACCUCAUCUACCCCUCCGGCCCCAGCCUGCCCGUGCCCGUCUUCUGCGACAUGACCACCGAGGGGGGCAAGUGGACGGUCUUCCAGAAGAGGUUCAACGGCUCCGUGAGUUUCUUCCGGGGCUGGAAUGACUACAAGCUGGGCUUCGGCCGCGCCGACGGGGAGUACUGGCUGGGUCUGCAGAACCUGCACCUGCUGACCCUGAAGCACAAGUACGAGCUCAGGGUGGACCUGGAGGACUUCGAGAACAACACGGCCUUCGCCAAGUACCACGACUUCUCCAUCUCCCCCAAUGCCGUCAGCGCCGAGGAGGACGGCUACACCCUCUAUGUGGCCGACUUCGAGGACGGCGGGGCAGGCGACUCCCUGACCUACCACAGCGGCCAGAAGUUCUCCACCUUCGACCGGGACCAGGACCUCUUCGUGCAGAACUGCGCGGCCCUCUCCUCGGGCGCCUUCUGGUUCCGCAGCUGCCACUUCGCCAACCUCAACGGCUUCUACCUGGGCGGCUCCCACCUCUCCUACGCCAACGGCAUCAACUGGGCCCAGUGGAAGGGCUUCUACUACUCGCUCAAGCGCACGGAGAUGAAGAUCCGCCGGGCCUGAGGGCGGCCUCACCGCCGCACCUGCUGCCAGCCCGCCCGCCCUCAGCCUCCCACCUGGUGCUGCUGCUGCUGCUGCUCUCCCAGCACCGGCCUCGCCCAGGGGCCCUUGUGGCUCCAGCCCAACCGUUCCCGUCACACCCACGGCGUCCUGCUCUCGGCCUGGCCUCUGCACACACACCCCCCGCCCCAAUCGGAGGCGACACUGUCGGCAGCGCCCCAGGCCUCCUCCAAGCGGCACAGCCAGCGGCCUGGACCUGGACCCUGUCCCAGAGCCUGAGGGCCGGGCGCUGCUCUCCCAGGCUGCGGGCCUGCGGCCCACCUCGGAGCGUGGCCUGCUCGUCUGGCCGGUGCAGUCAGGCCCUCCCUGAGCACACGCCAGGCCGCCGCCACACCCCAGCAGUCCCGCCGGCUGGCAGAGUAUCUCCCGUCCUCACCUUCCUCCCGCCAGCUCGCUCCCCAGCAGUGAGCCCAGGGACCCCCGCUGCCCCCGCCUGCCCGCCCCGGGCAGCAAGCACAGCCCCAAAGCUGUGUUCCGCUACAGCUACCGCAGGCCAGCCCGCAGCAGCCCCAGCCAAGGUAGGCACGGAGCGAGGUCCCCCUGCCUGCCCUGGGGGGCGGUUGUGAGCAUGUGAGGGCAGAGGGCCGCCUCUGUGGGGCAGGGCAGGUGGCGAGUGGCGGUCUCAAUAAACCUCAGGACCCGAGGGACCUGGCCUUGGCUGUAGUGCAGGCAGCGCGUCUGGUGCCCCGUUGACAGCACCCUGCCCCCAGCUCCAAAAUCACGCCCUGCAGACGACGCUAAAGGAACCUUGUAUUUCACAGGCUUCACUCUGAUGGCAAAAACUGUGUAAUAAUAAUAAUAAUAAUAAUAAUAAAAAUACAAUACUGAGAA